This is a messenger RNA of Kogia breviceps (pygmy sperm whale), 2004 nucleotides long. RefSeq names its product poly(A) binding protein cytoplasmic 1 like (gene PABPC1L). The record is from RefSeq and is a predicted model, not a curated record. Gene Ontology annotation, molecular function: mRNA 3'-UTR binding; poly(A) binding; poly(U) RNA binding. Gene Ontology annotation, cellular component: ribonucleoprotein complex; cytosol; nucleus. Lineage: Eukaryota; Metazoa; Chordata; Mammalia; Artiodactyla; Physeteridae.
AUGAACUCCAGCGGCCCGGGUUACCCGCUCGCCUCGCUCUACGCGGGCGACCUGCACCCCGACGUGACUGAGGCCAUGCUCUACGAGAAGUUCUCUCCCGCUGGCCCCAUCCUGUCCAUCCGCGUGUGCCGCGACGUGGCCACUCGCCGCUCGCUGGGCUACGCGUACAUCAACUUCCAGCAGCCGGCCGACGCGGAGCGAGCACUGGACACAAUGAACUUUGAGGUGAUCAAAGGCCAGCCCAUCCGCAUCAUGUGGUCCCAACGAGACCCAGGACUUCGCAAGUCGGGUGUCGGCAACAUUUUCAUCAAGAACCUGGAAGACUCCAUUGACAACAAGGCCUUGUAUGACACCUUCUCCACCUUUGGGAACAUCCUCUCUUGCAAGGUGGUGUGUGAUGAUCGUGGCUCCCGAGGCUUUGGCUUUGUGCAUUUUGAGACCCACGAGGCUGCACAGAACGCCAUCAGCACCAUGAACGGGAUGCUGCUGAAUGACCGCAAAGUCUUCGUUGGCCACUUCAAGCCCCGACGGGAACGUGAUGCAGAGCUGGGAGCUCGGGCCAUGGAGUUCACCAAUAUCUACGUGAAGAACCUCCACGUGGACGUGGAUGAGCAGUGCCUGCAGGACCUCUUCUCCCAGUUUGGGAAGAUACUGAGUGUCAAGGUGAUGAGGGAUGACGGCGGCCACUCCCGCGGCUUUGGCUUUGUCAACUUUGAGACGCAUGAGGAAGCCCAGAAGGCUGUGAUGGACAUGAACGGGAGGGAGGUGAGUGGACGGCUGCUGUACGCAGGCCGGGCCCAGAAGCGGGUGGAACGGCAGAAUGAGCUGAAGCGCAGGUUCCAGCAGAUGGAGCAGGACCGGCUGACCCGUUACCAGGGCGUGAACCUGUAUGUGAAGAACCUGGAUGACUCCAUCGAUGAUGAGAAACUGAGGAAAGAGUUCUCUCCCUAUGGAGUGAUCACCAGUGCCAAGGUGAUGACAGAGGGUGGCCACAGCAAAGGGUUUGGCUUUGUGUGUUUUUCCUCUCCAGAAGAGGCGACGAAGGCCGUGACAGAGAUGAACGGGCGCAUCGUGGGGACCAAGCCACUGUACGUGGCACUGGCCCAGCGCAAGGAGGAGCGGAAGGCCAUCCUGACCAACCAGUACAUGCAGCGCCUCUCCACCAUGCGGGCCCUGGGCAGCCCCCUCCCGGGCUCCUUCCAGCAGCCUGCCAGCUACUUCCUGCCCGCUGCGGCCCAGCCUCCAGCCCAGGCUCCAUACUAUGGCUCUGGCCCAGCUGUCCAGCCUGCCCCCAGGUGGACGGCCCAGCUACCCAGACCCUCGUCCGCCUACCCGCCUGCGGCCUCGGUUGCCCAGCCAGCAGCUGUGUCUCGGCGCCCCUCAUUCCCCAUCGGCAGUGCCAGGCAGAUCUCCACCCACGUGUCACGCCUGGUGCCCCACGCCCAGGGAGUGGCCAACAUCGGUACCCAGACCACAGGACCUGGUGUGGCAGGAUGCUCUUCACCAAGGGGGCCUCUCCUGACACACAGAUGUGCCUUGGCAACACACAACACCCACCGGGUCCAGGAGCCUGCUGUGCGUGUCCCUGGACAGGAGCCCCUGACUGCGUCCAUGCUGGCCGCGGCGCCGCUGCACGAGCAGAAGCAGAUGAUCGGUGAGCGUCUCUACCCCCUUAUCUACAAUGUCCACACCCAGCUGGCCGGCAAGAUCACGGGCAUGCUGCUGGAGAUGGACAACUCGGAGCUGCUGCUCCUCUUGGAGUCCCCAGAGUCCCUCAACGCCAAGGUCGAAGAGGCUCUGGCGGUGUUGCAGGACCACCAGGCCACGGAGCAGACUUGAGUGCACGUGCGCCGGGACCAGAAAAUGGACUCCUCACUCCCUUGGCGGACAAGAGAACAGCAUUUCCGGCUCUUGGCUCUAAGGCCCUGUGAACCGUAACUUCCCAUCUGGGCUGUACCUGCACUUGCGCUUUUUGUGAAAUGAAGGCUGGUCACCCGGCCAGCC